GUAUUACUGAUAGUCUUUUGCCACAAGCCUUGUGAUAGCACAUACUACUAUUUCCUUUCCUUUUUUUUUUUUCAUAUCAACGUCGAAGAGCAUUUACCCCCAGAUUUUAGACCAACCGAAGACCCGUUUGGACCGACAAGUAUACUCGCAUACGUGUUCAUUUCUGGACUGUUUAGUUAUAAUGGCGCCGUCCAUUGCCCUUGACAACACGCCCGAUUUUCCAUUUGGCCAGUACACACCAGGGAAAUCUCUCCUACUUUCUCCGCCGUCAUUAUCUUCGCAGCCAGAUAAGCUCAAUGCAGCCCUUCUUUCUUGUGGCCGAAACGCGACCGAUCUGCAAAUGCUCGAUCGCCUGGCACUUGGCUUUGUGUCUUUACCGGAUUUGACUUACGAUAGUAUCAUUAUCUUGGCUGAUUCCGACGACACAUUCACCGAAAGCCUAAAGAUUCUUGGACGCGAACUAUUUGCAAAGAUUGUUAAAUCACUAAAACCAGGAGGGUAUCUACGCAGCCAAGGGGGAGCGCAUGGAUCGUUCGACAGUCUUUACCAAUCUGAAGCAAUAUUGGCUGGGUUGGUAAGCGAUAGUGAGAGGGGUUUUCAGAAGCCGAGUUCCGGACAACAGCAGGCCAUACCGCUGCAACUUGGAAGGAAGAAAAAAGACCGCGGAAAAUUGACAAAUGGUUUUAAGGCCACUCAACAAUCAAAAAAUGAUACCACAAUUGAGGCAAACAAGUUCGACCAACCGGCUGGCGUUGGAUUUAUUGAUUUCAGUGAUGAUUUGAACCCGGAAUCUGUUCAAGAUAACAAUUCGCGCUCAGACGACGAGUUUAUUGAUGAAGAUACUCUGCUUGGUGAUGAUGAUCUUGGCCGUCCCAUCGUGCAGCCACCUGAAUGUCGUCCCAAGGCCGGGAAGCGUCGGCGAGCCUGCAAAGACUGUACAUGCGGCCUCGCACGGAAAAUUGAAGAUGAAGAUGCUGGAAAGAGGGCCAAUGCUGACAAGGCACUAGACUCCAUGAAAUUGGAUGGGGAUGAAUUAGCCGAAGUUGACUUCACUGUGCAGGGUAAAUUGGGAAGCUGUGGAAGCUGUGCACUAGGAGACGCAUUUCGCUGUGACGGGUGUCCUUAUAUCGGCCUCCCCGCCUUCAAGCCGGGCGAGGAAGUCAGGCUAUUAAAUAAUGAUGUCCAGCUCUAAUUCAUUUAUGAGUAGUUUCGGGCUGCAGCAAAGGCCAUUGAGCUUGUGUGUUCUCCCACGCCUUGAGAUUUGGGCAUCUUGAGUAGAUUUUGACUACUCAUUUCCAAUCCUUUUCUUGCACUUGGUUCUACGAAGUAAAGCUUGACGUUCCGGGUUUCAUUCUAGUGCAAAUCCGCGCGCGAUCUUGUCCUCUUUGUAAAACCAUCUGAAUCUUGCGUAACGUAAGGCUUUUCUGGACGUAACAAGGAGAU
This is a messenger RNA of Aspergillus ruber CBS 135680, 1443 nucleotides long. Its product is annotated as DUF689-domain-containing protein. The transcript is spliced from 2 exons. The record is from RefSeq and is a predicted model, not a curated record. Gene Ontology annotation, cellular component: cytoplasm. The coding region runs from base 182 to 1192 and encodes 336 amino acids. NCBI's taxonomy places the organism in Eukaryota, Fungi, Ascomycota, Eurotiomycetes, Eurotiales, Aspergillaceae. Gene Ontology annotation, molecular function: iron-sulfur cluster binding. Gene Ontology annotation, biological process: iron-sulfur cluster assembly.